Messenger RNA from Ochotona curzoniae (black-lipped pika), 2751 nucleotides. Its product is annotated as pre-mRNA-splicing factor SYF1-like. NCBI's taxonomy places the organism in Eukaryota, Metazoa, Chordata, Mammalia, Lagomorpha, Ochotonidae. Gene Ontology annotation, cellular component: post-mRNA release spliceosomal complex; Prp19 complex; U2-type catalytic step 2 spliceosome. Gene Ontology annotation, molecular function: protein binding. The record is from RefSeq and is a predicted model, not a curated record. Gene Ontology annotation, biological process: generation of catalytic spliceosome for first transesterification step; mRNA splicing, via spliceosome.
AUGAAGGCUGUCCUGAAGGCUGUGCAGACAGUGCACCCCUUCCAUGCCACAGGCAAGACCCCCACAAUGUGGGCUGAGUUUGACAAAUUUUAUGAAGACAACAGGCAGCUGGACGAUGCCCGUGUCAUCCUGGUGAAGGCCAUGAAGGUGAACUUCAAGCAGAUGGACUACCUGGCAAGCGUGGGGUGCCAGUGUGGGGUGCUGGGGCUGUGGCACGAGAACUAAGAGGAGGCACUGUGGUUUCUAAGGAAGGCCAUGGCACUGCCUGCCUGCCCGGCUGACUACUUCAACAGCUCAGAGCCCUUGCAGACACGUGUGUACAAGUCCCAUCUGUGGCCUAUGUUUGCCAACCUGGAGGAGAGCCUUGGCACCACACAGUCCACCAAGGUGGCAUAUGACUGCAUUCUGGACCUGAGAAUUGCCAUGCCCCUCACCGUUAUCCACUAUGCCAUAUGACUGGAGCCACGCAAGUAUUUCGAAGACAGCUUCAAGGUCUAUGAGUGUGGCAUCUUGCUGUUUGAGUGGCCCAACGUGUCUGACAUCUGGACCUACCUGGCCAAGGCCAUCGCUUGCUUUGGGGGCAGUAACCUGGAGCUGGCCCAGGGCCUCUUUGAACAGGCACUGGAUGGCUGCCCUCCCAAAUGCUGCAAGACCCUGGACCUGCUAUAUGCACAGCUGAAGGAGGAGUGGUGCAUGGCCCGGCACACCAUGGCUGUGUAUGAGUGUGCCACCCUUACUGUGGAACCUGCACAGCAGUACAACAUAUUCCACCUCUACAUCCAAAGGGAGGCCAAGCUCUACAGGGUCACGCAUACCUGCAGCAUCUACCAGAAGACCAUCACGGUGCUGUCAGACGAGCAUGCCCAGGAGAUGUGCCUGCAGUUUGUGGAGAUGGAGUGCAAGAUUGGGCAGAUAGACUGGGCCCGCGCCAUCUACAACUUCUGCUCACAGAUCUGUGACCCAAGUACAACCAGUGCUUUCUGAACAACAUGGAAGGAGUUCAAGGCAUGUCACAACAACGAGGACACAAUCCACGAGAUGCUGUGGGUCCGUCGCAGUGUUCAGGUCAGCUACAACAUGCAGGUCAACGUCAUGGCCUCCCACAUGCUCAAGGUAUCAGGCAGUGCUACUGGCGAGGUGUCUGACCUGGCCCUGGGGCAGAAUGGCAUGGACUACAUGGGGCUGCUGGAACAGAGAGCCAAGCAGCUGGUGACCCAGGCUGAGCAAGACCAGCCCCCAAGAGCCCAGAGCAAGAUCUUGUUUGUGAGGAGCUAUGGUGACUAUGAGGAGUUGGUCGAGAUGGGCAAGCAGGGCAACCCUGAGGAGAUCCAGCUAGGUGAAGAUGAAGAGAUGGACCUGGAGCCCAGUGAGGUGCCGCUGCAGCAGCAGAGUGUCCCAGUGGCCAUGUUCAGGAGGCUGAAGGAAAACUACACCACAAAUCUGCGCGCCCUGUUCAGGCCCCAAGAGCCGCCAUCCUUCCUGUCCCCGUCCCCGCCAUCGCCCCGCUGGGCCCUUGCACUGCCUGGCCUGUGGCUCCUGUACGUGGCGGCGUCUCUGGCGCUCAGCCUGGCGCUCAGCACAUCGUGGCGCGUCUGGGAGCUCCACAGCCAUAAGGUGCCUGUCAUCUCCUUCGGCCUCUGGGAGGCCGUGUACUGGCUCCGGGUGCCCGUGGGUGUUGCCGCGGGCAACAACUCCAUCAAUAACAUCACGACAGGAAAUGAGUCCAGCAGUGUGGACAGCACGGCCAUGGAGGCCAUGGAGGGCGUUGCCGUGGGCAACAUACCUGGUAGUGACAUCACAACAGGAAACACAUCCCGUGGUGUGGACCGCAUGGCACAGGCUCUCACGGCGGCCCCAGCCCCAGCGACUCCGGCCCUGACAACCACAGCCCGGCCUGUCCCCGUGCCUACAACCUACGUGGCCCUGCACUCGCCCCUGGAGCGCUCGGGGUGGACGGUGCCGGCCGAGCUGGCGCUGGGCCGCGAACUGGUGGUGCUGGGCUGCACGCUGCACGCUGCCGGCCUGGCCUUCCACACAGCUGCGCUCGCUGUCGCUUGGGCUGCGCGCCCUCGUCGCCCCGGCGACCACCCACCCCUGAGACAAGAUCGGCAUACGCUCGGCAACGGCUCAUCCCGGCAACAAAAUCAUCGCCUUGGCAACGGCUCACCCAGGCAACCAUAUGAUCACCUUGGCAACCACUCACCUCAGCAACCACAGGAUCCCCUUGGCAACUGUCCUCGGUGUCCCCAAGCCAACGACCCGCCCCGCCACCCCCAGCGCGCCCGGCCCCACACGUUCCCGGGCUUCGUGCGCCUGUACCGCGCGCUGGGCGCUGCGUGCGUGGUGGGGGGCGCGGCGUGCGUGGCGAGCGCGGUGACAUGGAACGCGCACGCCGACCUGACGGGCCGCACGACGCUGCGCCCACCGCCCGGCUUCCCCGCGUGUCUCCCCCCAGCCUGUCCGCUGCGCCACGUGCGCUUCACCCAUGUCCUCCCGCUAGGCCUCGCCGUGGCCACCGCCGACCUCGCUGCCAUCGCCGCUAUGGUUAGUGAUGAUCUGUUCUUGGUGAUGGAUUGGUCUUCACGUCAGUUUGAUCGGUUAUCAUUUAUUGACGAUCGGUUCUUGGUGACUGAUAGGCCUUUACGUCGGUUUGAUCAGUUAUCGGUUAUUGAUCAUUGGUUCCAGCCUUUCCCCAUUCGAUCUGACGCUGCAACAAUCGGCAAUGAUCAAUCAAGCUCUGGCCCCGCGUAG